AAAUUAACAUGAACCAAAAACAAAAAGCAGUUCGUUGUACGAGAAUUUGGUAGAGUACCGACUAAUUUAGCUGCGGUGGCGUUUGUUUGAUUCAUAAUGUCCAAUUAACCAUCGUCGUUGUUAAUCUCAACUCAAGGGCAUAUUAGUCUUUUAAAACUCGUUUGGUUCGUUCUACUUCAAUGACAUAGCCGUUUACAUAGGUUUUGAAAUGCGAGGAUUAAUCCUUAAUCAAUCAAAUCACAACGAUCAAUUAAUCUUUAAUUAAUCCUUAAUUAAUCUACAAACAACAAACAAACUCUGCAUUUCAUUUUCAUUUUCAUUUUCUCCCUCUGUUUCGCAUUCGAACCCAAAACUUUCAUAACAACGUUCUCUCUCUUCGCCGCAAACAACCGUAACAAACGCCAGUUUCUUGUUACCGAUUCUGUUUCUGCAAUCGCAUCAUUUUCAGAUCUGAAUCGCACAAAUCUAAAGUUUCUGCAAUUUUCUCUUCACUUUCUUCCGAUUCGGUUUCUCUCACUUUCAUGUUCUUCUCAAGCGCGUGUGUAACAGAUCUUGAAAAUUGGCGCCUCAACGACGUUCCCAGCGCCACGUGGCUGGCCAAAUGCCGCCACAGGGUAAUGCAGGAGCAGCCGCCGCGAUUUAUGAUCAAGCUGCCGGCGGCUCCCUGCAAAGCUCGUCAACUGAUGCCGGAGAUGCUGUCAUGGCGCGGUGGCUUCAGUCCGCCGGUUUGCAGCAUUUAGGCUCUCCGCUUGCUUCAUCCGGUAUCGAUCAUCGCCUUCUCCCUAACCUUCUCAUGCAGGGUUAUGGAGCACAGUCUGCUGAAGAGAAGCAGAGACUUUUGAAGUUAAUGAGAAAUUUAAAUUUUAAUGGGGAAUCUGGUUCGGAGUUGUAUACGUCCAAUGCUCAAACUUUUGGUGGAGUGGCUGCAUCGGAUGGAUUUUAUACUCCUGAUUUCAGAGGGGAUUUUGGAGCCGGGCUUUUGGAUCUUCAUGCCAUGGAUGACACAGAACUUUUGUCUGAGCAUAUGAUUUCAGAACCUUUGGAACCAUCACCCAUGCCUGGAGAUACAAGAGUAUUUGGAGAUGAUUUCUAUCCAAUUAACAGCAAGCUGGAAAAAGAAGCAGAUGUUGAUGCAUCAAUUAAUUUACCUAUGAAUGAAAAAGAGAAUAGUACAAGGGAGAAUAACGUCGCUAAGAUUAAAGUUGUGGUACGUAAAAGGCCUUUAAACAAGAAAGAGCUUGCUAAGAAGGAGGAUGAUGUUGUAACUGUAACUGACAAUGCAUAUUUGACGGUCCAUGAGCCUAAACUAAAGGUUGAUUUGACAGCUUAUGUGGACAAGCAUGAAUUUUGUUUUGAUGCCGUUCUUGAUGAGCAGGUUACCAAUGAUGAAGUAUACCGAGCUACAGUUGAACCAAUUAUCCCUACAAUUUUUGAACGAACCAAAGCUACCUGUUUUGCUUAUGGUCAGACAGGAAGUGGCAAAACAUACACAAUGCAACCUUUACCACUCAGAGCUGCAGAAGACCUUGUUCGACAGUUGCACCAGCCAGUUUACAGGAGUCAGAAAUAUAAAUUGUGGCUUAGCUACUUCGAGAUAUAUGGUGGAAAGCUAUAUGAUCUUCUUAGUGACAGAAGGAAACUUUGCAUGAGGGAAGAUGGACGACAGCAAGUUUGCAUUGUAGGACUGCAAGAAUUUGAAGUUUUUGAUGUUCAAAUUGUCAAAGAAUUCAUUGAAAAGGGAAGUGCUUCAAGAAGUACAGGAUCUACGGGUGCUAACGAGGAGUCUUCCAGGUCGCAUGCUAUCUUACAAUUGGUUGUAAAGAAGCACAAUGAAGUGAAAGAGGGCAGGCGAAACACUAACAAUGAUGGAAAUGAGGCAAGAAAUGGGAAGGUUGUGGGGAAGAUUUCUUUCAUUGAUCUUGCUGGAAGCGAAAGAGGUGCUGACACUACUGAUAAUGAUCGUCAAACACGGAUUGAAGGAGCCGAAAUCAAUAAGAGCCUUUUGGCUUUGAAGGAAUGCAUUCGCGCUUUAGACAAUGACCAGAUCCACAUUCCAUUUCGGGGAAGCAAACUUACAGAAGUGCUGCGGGACUCCUUUGUAGGCAACUCAAAAACUGUUAUGAUCUCUUGUAUAUCUCCAGGUGCCGGGUCUUGUGAACACACGCUUAACACCCUGAGAUAUGCUGAUCGGGUUAAAAGUCUUUCUAAAAGUGGAAAUCCUAGAAAAGACCCAAUUCCUAAUAAGGACGUUUCAUCUACGUCAACCCCUCCAGCUAGUGCUUGUGCAGAGGAUUUUAGUGAUCAACGCCAAGAGAAACCAAUGGAUAUGGGCAAGAAGCCAUUUGAAAAGGAGAAUACUAUGUAUAGCUCUGCUGCUAUUGCUGACAAACAGUUACCUAGUAUUUCUUCAAAUUACCUAUCAAAUGGAAGAGAAGAUAAAGGCUGGACUUAUGCUUCAAUGGAGAGGGAGAGGUUCGAAAUGAAAAACUCUUAUAAUGAUUCUUCCAGUCAAAAGAUGAGCUCUUAUUCACAAUAUGAUACAGAUGAGAAAGUGCAAAAGGUGUCUCCCCCACGCAGAAAAGGUUCUAAGGAAGAAAAGUCUGAAAGGCCAGCAAACUUGAUGAAAAGGGAUACCAAUGGUUCUGAUCUCUUCACCACAAGCUCCAAGCAGCAGACCGCAGGAAAUCACAACACUGUUACCACUGGAUCCAGGCUUUAUGAAGCAGAAUCCGCUCCUGAUGAGAAUAUCAAUGCAGUAAUUGAGGAGGAAGAAGCACUAAUUGCUGCUCAUAGGAAAGAAAUUGAGGAUACGAUGGAGAUUGUUCGUGAAGAAAUGAAACUCUUGGCCGAAGUGGACCAACCAGGAAGCCGUAUUGACAAUUAUGUAGCCCAAUUGAGCUUUGUGCUUUCUCGCAAAGCAGCAAGUCUUGUGGGUCUCCAAGCUCGCCUGGCAAGAUUCCAACAUCGACUAAAAGAACAAGAAAUUCUAAGUAGGAAGAGAGUUCCCCGUUCAUAAGAGAUUCGGUUUCUCUUAUUGUAAGUGUCUUGUGCAUUGUGAUCUGUAUUCUAAUGUUUGAUAUCAACUGAUCUUUUACUUUAAUUUGGAUACAUUCUAAUUGAAGUUACCUACAUGUAUAUACUCUUAUGUGAUAUUUUAGCCAACAAAGGCCUUUGCAAAUUUGCCAUAAAUAUUAUAUGUAGGUUAUUACUUGCCCAAAAUUUUAAGUUUAAGGGCAAAAUGAAAAAAAUGAAAGAAUUUGACACCGUUGCGAAAA
This is a messenger RNA of Trifolium pratense (red clover), 3275 nucleotides long. RefSeq names its product kinesin-like protein KIN-13A. Gene Ontology annotation, biological process: microtubule-based movement. Gene Ontology annotation, molecular function: ATP binding; microtubule binding; microtubule motor activity. NCBI's taxonomy places the organism in Eukaryota, Viridiplantae, Streptophyta, Magnoliopsida, Fabales, Fabaceae. The transcript is spliced from 13 exons. The record is from RefSeq and is a predicted model, not a curated record. Bases 602 to 3016 code for a protein of 804 amino acids.